CACUUCAAUACCGGGCACUUUCACCCCCUUCCUGCCAAUUUUCAGGUUUCAGCGCUCUCACAUUUUGAAUGACAAUUGCGCAGUCAUGCGACACUGUACCCAAACUACAUUUUUAUCAUUUUGUUCAUAUAACUAGAGCUUUCUUUUGGUGGUAUUUAAUCACCACCAGGGUUUUUAUUUUUUUGCUAAAUUAAACAAAAGACUGAAAAUUCUGAAGAAAAAAGUUUUUGUUUCGGUUAUAAAAGUUUGCAAAUAAAUAAUUUUUCUUCAUAAAUUUAGGCCGAGAUGUA
Molecule: messenger RNA, 290 nt
Organism: Staurois parvus
Lineage: Eukaryota; Metazoa; Chordata; Amphibia; Anura; Ranidae
Source: the annotation of a GenBank genome assembly